This is a messenger RNA of Antrostomus carolinensis (chuck-will's-widow), 1165 nucleotides long. Its product is annotated as septin-4. The record is from RefSeq and is a predicted model, not a curated record. The annotation marks the transcript as partial. The transcript is spliced from 9 exons. Gene Ontology annotation, molecular function: GTP binding. NCBI's taxonomy places the organism in Eukaryota, Metazoa, Chordata, Aves, Caprimulgiformes, Caprimulgidae.
AUAAAGCGUUUCCUGAAGGAGGACUCGGAGGAGGCUGAGCUGACCCAGAUCCUGCGGGAUUGCCCACCAGCUGACAGCCCCAGGAAGGUGGAGACCCCGGAGAGCCGGCGGGAGUCCGGCCACCCCCUCUGUGGCGUGGGCAGGGUCCCCUCUGAGGAAUCCACCGACGAGAGGGACACCAGGAUCUUCUCCCGACCUCGGCCCUUGGAUUUCCAGCAGCACAUCACUGCCCCUCCGCCCCCCAGCCCCAACCGCCCACGGAGUCCCUGGGGGCAGCUGGACCCCUACGACUCCUCCGAGGAUGACAAGGAGUAUGUGGGCUUUGCCACGCUGCCCAACCAGGUCCAUCGGAAGUCGGUGAAGAAGGGCUUUGACUUCACCCUCAUGGUGGCAGGGGAAUCUGGGCUGGGCAAGUCCACCCUGGUUAACAGCCUCUUCCUGACGGACAUGUACAGAGACCGCAAGCUGCUGAACGCCGAAGAGCGCAUCACGCAGACGGUGGAGAUCACCAAGCACGUGGUGGACAUCGAGGAGAAGGGUGUCAAGCUGCGCCUGACCAUUGUGGACACGCCUGGCUUUGGUGACGCAGUCAACAACACUGAGUGCUGGAAGCCAGUGGCUGACUACAUUGACCAGCAGUUUGAGCAGUAUUUCCGUGAUGAAAGUGGCCUCAACCGGAAAAACAUCCAGGACAAUCGCGUCCACUGCUGCAUCUACUUCAUCUCACCCUUUGGCCAUGGGCUCCGGCCCCUGGAUGUGGAGUUCAUGAGAGCCCUGCACCAGCGGGUGAACAUCGUGCCUGUGCUGGCCAAGGCUGACACCCUGACCCCCACCGAGGUGGAGCGCAUGAAGAACAAGAUCCGGGAGGAGAUUGACCACUAUGGCAUCCGCAUCUACCAGUUCCCUGAGUGUGACUCAGAUGAGGAUGAGGAUUUCAAGCUGCAGGACCAGGCGAUGAAGGAGAGCAUCCCCUUUGCUGUCAUCGGCAGCAACACAGUUGUGGAGGCCAAAGGCCGGCGUGUCCGUGGACGCCUCUACCCGUGGGGCAUCGUGGAAGUGGAGAACCCAUCCCACUGUGACUUUGUGAAGCUGCGGACGAUGCUGGUGAGGACCCACAUGCAGGACCUCAAGGACGUGACAAGGGAAACCCACUACGAGAACUACC